AUGGCAUCAAUAGCGAAACCGGGACUCGAGGACGGGAGACGUACCAAUGGCUCUCCAAAGCUGAAAGGGCGCGUGGUAGAAAACGCAAAGGAUACGCUCUGCCGCAAUGUGACGAUCUAUGGCAGGUGUCGAUAUGAGGAUAAAGGUGUGCAACUCGACCGUCUUCGUUCACUUGCAAGACAACAGACCAGCCCAGCUCAGCCCGACCCCAACUCACAAACCCUCCCCCUGAAAGCCACGAUGGAUAGCUCAUGUCUGGCCUCCAGUAGCAGUGGUGCCGGCGUCAAGCAGAAACGGUUGAAUGUUGAGUCGCCCAGUUUCACUCCCUCGACCACGCCGAACAACGGCACAGCUCCGACCUCAGCAGUCACGGCGAAGAAGCCGGCUACGCUGUCUCCAAAGGCUGCCGGUGCAGCGCCCUUUCUUCCCAAGGGGUCACUCUCACGUGCAAACUCGGGAAUAUCACAGCUACGUCAGGAGACCGGGACUCCGGAAUGGGGUUUGACGGAUGUACCUGACUUUGUGCCACAGCGGUUUGAUACUGUGGUAUGUUGCCUAUUUCAAUUCCAGCUUAUAAUCGGGACGGGGCCGUUUACUAAGGUACUAAUUGCGCAGGACUCGAUGCAGGCCACCAACAACGGUGUCCUGGCCACUGGGAAUGCAUAUGACCCCUUUGUCUCGACGACGACUCCGCUAGCCACUGCCGGAGCGGUUGUCACACACCCGCUUCAACCGAACCCUUACGCUCACGACCACACCGGCAUCGGUCCCACCUCAUAUUUCACCGCCCAAAGUACCUUUCAGCAACCAGCACAAUAUCAUCUCUAUGCCCCGAUUGGACCUCAUAACCAAAACAUUCUUGGAUAUCAGCGGAAUGUACAUGACUUAUUUAUCCCGAAUGACUUUAGAGAAGAGCUGCAAAAGAAGGCAGCCGCAACACUACAAACCCUUCCUAGUACGUUUAUAAACUGUUAUAUUUUAUUCAGAGUUUGUUUUACUGACUGCUGGUUAGACUCCCAACUACCUACUCAAAUCGACCACUUUCACUCUCUUGUGCCGCUUGACGUAACGCAUCAGAAGAAUGCUACUAUCUUCGGCUACCCUAGCUGGGUAUAUAAGGCACAGUCAAGUAAAGACGGCAACUACUAUGUGCUUCGAAGGCUGGAGGAAGAGUCCAAAGCUAACUUCUUCAAAAGGCUUCCGGUUAACAAACGAAAAGGCAAUCAGAUGCGUGCAGGCAUGGAAAAGGGUCAUCUCUGCCAGCGUGGUGACGGUGCACGAUGCCUUUACCAACCGCAGCUUCCAGGACAGCUCCCUGAUCUUCGUGACGGACUACCACCCGCUGUCCAAGACGCUGGCCGAGCAGCACCUGGAAAGCCCCACGCGGUACCAGAACCGGCACGCGAGCACGCAUGUAACAGAGCCUGUGCUCUGGGGGCCAUCCACAGCGCCGGGCUGGCCGCACGGGUGAUCGACGCCAGCAAAAUACUGCUGACGGGCAAAAAUCGCAUCCGCCUUAACGCCUGUGCCAUCCUGGACGUGGUGCAGCACGACACCCAGCGGUCCAUUGCGGACCUUCAAAGCAACGACAUGGUCAGCUUCGGCCAGCUAAUACUCACACUUGGAGCGAGCUCGUUAGCGCACAACCCUACCAAGGCGCUAGAGCACUUCUCCCGCGCCUACAGCGCACAACUGUACAACUCGGUGUUGUGGCUGCUAGGCGCCGGCCCAUCCAAGGAACCCCAAGGCCAACUCCAACCCGCCAACCAGAGCCAGAACCCCAACGCAAAUGCAAACCCGAAUGCGAACCAGGGCUCCGACCGGACCAUCGACGUGUUCAUCACCGGCAUCUCGACGCAGCUUAUCUCGACCUUUGACUCAUCCCUGCACGUCGACGACGAGCUAACGCACGAUCUUAGCCGGGAACUCGAAAACGCGCGGCUAGUCCGGCUGCUGACCAAGCUCAACUUCAUCACCGAGCGGCCCGAAUACGACCACGACCGGCACUGGUCCGAGAACGGCGAGCGGUACUUCCUGAAGCUGUUUCGGGACUACGUGUUUCACCAGGUGGACAGCCAGAAUGCACCCGUGGUCGACCUGGGCCAUGUGCUGACGUGUCUGAACAAGCUUGACGCGGGAAGCGAGGAGAAAGUGACGCUGAUCAGCCGGGACGAGCAGAGCUGUUUUGUAGUUAGCUACAAGGAGCUGAAGAAGGGCGUUGAGAUGUCCUUUCAGGCCUUGAUGAAGAGGAGAGAAGAGUGGGUGGAUGGAUGGAUGGCAGUUGGGAUAUGGCAAUUGUUUGUUUUAUAUAUAUCUGACCCGCCCGGAACCGAUCUAGCCUUUGACUCUGCUAGUGCUUAUAUCAAGAAUGAAUCAACUACAUAUCAAUACCAUUGA
Trichophyton verrucosum HKI 0517 is the source of this 2397-nucleotide messenger RNA. RefSeq lists its product as uncharacterized. The transcript is spliced from 8 exons. The record is from RefSeq and is a predicted model, not a curated record. Gene Ontology annotation, cellular component: P-body; PAN complex. Gene Ontology annotation, biological process: mRNA processing; nuclear-transcribed mRNA poly(A) tail shortening. Gene Ontology annotation, molecular function: poly(A) binding. Bases 1 to 2397 code for a protein of 798 amino acids. Lineage: Eukaryota; Fungi; Ascomycota; Eurotiomycetes; Onygenales; Arthrodermataceae.